Messenger RNA from Rhododendron vialii, 2708 nucleotides. RefSeq lists its product as uncharacterized. The record is from RefSeq and is a predicted model, not a curated record. Gene Ontology annotation, molecular function: oxidoreductase activity. Lineage: Eukaryota; Viridiplantae; Streptophyta; Magnoliopsida; Ericales; Ericaceae. Bases 239 to 1843 code for a protein of 534 amino acids. The transcript has 14 exons.
AACAUAUUUUAUGGCAAGAGGAAGUCUUCAGAAAGCUAGAGAGAGAAAUGGUACUUCCCCACCACAGGAUAAUCAAAUAUAAGACAAAAUCCCAAUUCAAAGUACAUCCCUUUUCUUUGUGGCCAGAAUGUUCGCACACCUAUACCAUCUGUGACCUGGCCACGUUGGGGAGUUUAUUAGCAGUCCUGUGUAUGAAUCAGAGAGAGAGAAAGAGAGAGGGAGGGGGAGAGGGGAAAAAAUGCUGGCUUGUUCGAGGGUCACUCCAACCUGCACAAGUGGGUACCGAAGUAGGUUUUCUUGUAGAGCAGAGGACCAACAAACCCAAAAUUCCACUGGAUUAAUUGUGCAAAAUAAGAAGAAGAAAAAGGUAUUGGUCGUUGGCUCCGGCUGGGCUGGUCUUGGCGCUGCUUACCACCUCUGUAAACAGGGUUUUGAUGUAACCGUUCUUGAAGGCGGUUACGACUCUGGACUGACUAGAUUGGCCAGUAGUCCAGAUGAUUUUGGAAUCAGAGGUUUCUGGUAUCCCUAUCGAAAUAUUUUUAAUCUUGUUGACGAGCUUGGUAUUAAACCAUUCACGAACUGGAUAAAAUCUGCACAAUAUUCAGGAGAAGGAUUGGAGGUUGAAUUUCCAAUAUUCCAAGAUUUACCUCAAUGGCCAACUCCAUUUGGGACACUCUUCUUCACGGAGUUCGCUCGACUCCCUUUGGUAGAUCGAUUGACAUCACUUCCAUUAAUGGCUGCAGUGGUGGACUUUGACAACACCGACACAUCUUGGAGAAAAUAUGAUCCAAUUACUGCAAGGGAGCUUUUCAGACAAUUUCGCUGCUCAGAGAGGCUUUUUGAGAAUGUUCUUAAUCCACUGCUUCAAGUGGGAUUGUUUGCACCAGCAGAGCGAUGUAGUGCAGCUGCCACUCUGGGAAUGCUAUACUAUUUUGUUCUGGCUCACCAGAAAGAUUUUGAUUUGGUCUGGUGUCGUGGGACAGUGAGAGAAAAGAUUUUUGAGCCAUGGAUGGAUUCCAUGAGAAACCAAGGUUGUAAAUUUCUUGAGGGCAGAAGAGUGACGGAUUUCUACUUUGAUGAGGAAACCGGGUGCAUCUCUGAAGUAAUUUGUGGAAAAGAGAGUCUAAAAGCUGAUGCUGUAAUUUUGGCUGUCGGAAUCUCUACUCUGCAGGAAAUAAUCCAGAACAGUGCAGCAUUAUGUACAAGGGAGGAGUUUCUGAAGGUUUUGAACUUGGCUAGCAUUGAUCUGCUAUCUGUUAAGCUAAAGCUUGAUAAGAAGGUUGAAAUUCCAUUUGCAAGCAACGCCUGCUCUGGAUUUGAUAAUUCAAAUGGUUGGACUUUCUUUGACUUGAACACAAUAUACGAUGAGCAUAAAGAUGAUCCAGAAACAGUCAUUCAAGCUGAUUUUUUUCUCGCAAAUGAGUUGUUGCCACUGAAGGAUGAGGAUGUAGUUGCAAAAGCUAUCUCAUGCCUUUCAAAGUGCAUUAAAGACUUUGAGGAUGCGACAGUGAUUGAUAAAGAGAUUGCAAGAUUUCCGAAGUCCUUGACUCAUUUUUUUCCAGGUUCAUACAAGUCUAUGAUGCGGGGAUCUACAUCUUUUCCGAACUUGUUCAUGGCUGGAGACUGGAUAAUAACCCGACACGGCUCAUGGUCACAGGAGAAGUCUUUUGUCACGGGGCUUGAAGCUGCAAAUAGGGUGGUGGACUAUCUGGAAGAAGGAACUUUUGCUAGAAUUAUACCGGUAGAGGAGGAUGAGCCUCACAUUCAAGCUCUACGUAGCCUUAAUAGAAACCUGAAUGAGAUAAUAGCCCAACUUCCGUGGUCAAACUAUUUCAUUCAGUGAACCUUUCAGAUUGCACGUAUGUAUAUGGAGUUACUGCCAAGAUUUGUGGAACUAUUCAUAUAAUUUUGAUAAGAAAUCGCCGAUUAAGAAAAUGUUCUUACUGAUUAUUUAUUGCAUUGAAUUUCCAAGCCCUAAGUUAUUCAACCACUACCAGCACAGAAUUCGAGGCAGAAUGGAUGAUAAUGCAAAGUUCAUCCUGGUAACUAUGCUCAAAUCAAUGUUUGUUGUUGGGUUUACGGGGCUUGUUGAGUUACUGUUCCAUGGUUUCGAAGAUCUAGCCUUCCAUAUUCAACGUUCAAAGACUCUAAUAAUUUGUUUACUGAGGAGUCUAUUUAUUUCUCCGUUACCAUUGCUUGUACUAUUACUAUGAUACUAUUGCUAAGCAAAAACGUUGACCGGCUAGCGAAAUUCAUCUCAAAAGCAUUAAGCCAGCAAUAUCAAACACAUGCUGCCUUUUGCGUUUGUGGGUGGAGUCAUAUUGCAGCAGGCCUUGUUGUGGGAGGAAAUCUCUUCUUUGUUGGUUCUCUUUCUGCCGUAUCUAUCACUGCCGUAUCUGCAUUCAAGUUGGUAGCAACUCGCCAGGAUUCUUUGGUUAUGGCACGGUGGGUCUUGGCCCAAUCUACUGUUGUGACUACAAUCAUCGUUUGUCAAGGCCAUUUCCUUGAGGCUGCCGUCGCAUUCCUUCCUAUCCUCCCUGCUAUAUCCACCAUGGCAACAUCCGGAGAAAAAUUUUACGAGAAUUAUUGGUCCGCAGCAAUAGAAGACGGAAAGGGAUCAAAGUCCAACGAGCUGAAUCAGAAAACGGUGCUGACACCACAUCCAUGGCCCAAAAAGAUGGUCUUCAGGUAGGCUCAAUAGAGGUGAU